AUGGAAAAUUCCAAGGAAAAGAUUGAAACAACUCAUAUUCCGGCAGUUUGGACUGAAUUCUCCAUUCUUAAGGAAGACUUAAUCUCGCCUACGGUUGAAUACGAACCGAAUGAGAUUGGAUUUUCUGGGACAGAGAACUUUCGUGCAGUUUUGAAUGUUUUUGGCUUAUCUCAACCGACAGCAGAAGGGAUAGUUAAUCUCAUGGAGUACUUUCAAAAACCAAUCAUUUGGAUGAACUUGAGAGAAGAACCUGUUAUCUAUAUUAAUAGUCGUCCUUAUGUUUUGCGUGAUAAACAAGCUCCUUUUUCUAAUAUUCGCUCGUUUAUGGGCAUAUCUUAUACUCGCUUGGAAGAGAUGGAAAUGCGAUUAAAACUAGACAUUAUUGAAAUGGCUAAGAAGAAUCGUGGCUUUAUUCAAGUCCAUACCGAAAAACAACUUAAAGCACUUUGGAUCAGUACUUUGUACGUACAGAAAGUACAGACUGUACGUGAACUCUUUGAAAGUAUUGGUGGAGAUAAGAUCAAAUAUUAUCGGACACCAGUUAGUAGGAAACUUUAUAACAAGGAAAACUUCUUAUCUGUACUGGAUACAAUUUUAUCUAGGAAUAAGGAAACAGAUCAAGAUCUGCUUUUUGGGUUUAAUUGUGGGACGGGUUUAGGCCGGACUUCUUAUGCCAUGGCUGCUUGUUUGAUCCGUAAGAAGGCUUUGGAGUACUUGCACUUAACUGCUGAGUUGGAAUCGCCUUCUUUAAUGGAGGAGUCAGGCCGGGAAAUGCCGGGUGUAUCUACUUCGGCUUUCAAUUCUAGAUCUUCGCUUUUAGAGGUAGUUAGUGGUCGUUCGGGUGAAUCGGAUUUUGCUAAGGUUAUUCAGGUGCUGAAAAGAGUUCAUGGUAAGGAUAAGUUGGCCGAUUGGCUCUCUAAGGUUGGUAAUGUUGUUCCGGCUUUAGAAAAGGCUUUGAAAGGUGAGUAUACUCUGGUUGAGCGCUUAGGGAGUGCUUUUAAUGGGUUUUAUGCUAAGAAGAUUGUUGAUUUGGUUCUUUCGUACUUGCAACGGUUUUCUUAUCUGGAAGUCUUGUUAGAACACAUAAUAAAAGCACAGUGCACACCAGAUCCUAAGAAGUCGCUUAAACGGGCUUGUAUUCUCAUGGAAAGGUACGUCUCCUUAAUUAUCUAUGGAAUUUACCGGACUAACCAGGUGCCCAAAAGCUUCAUUAGUUGGAUUGAAGAAAACCCGGCUAUCUAUGAGUACAUUAAGCAAAUUGCCACCGAAAUUCCUAACUUAGCUAUCUUCUCACCAGCAGAUAUCUUCUCGGCUAACUUGAACACACUUAAGGAUACGAGGAAAUGGACAACUAUUAUUGGGGCCCGGACUAUUCUUAGUGCUGAUAGUAUAGUUGGUGAAACAACUACUCAGCCGAUUGAUAAUGUUUAUAUUGCUUGCCAAAUAACCGGCCAUCUCCUACCAGCCCAUAUACCGGAGAAUGCUAAAUGGAUCAAUUUAAGAGCUGAACCUGUGAUUUAUAUUGGUGGUGUACCCCAUUCAGAACGUGACCGACUAUCACCCCAUCGUAAUAUCAAAACUAUCGCAGGAAUUACGCAAAAGCUCAUUGAAACCCAAGAGAGUCUUCUUUGUAAACGUAUUCGUAAUGAAGGUGCGAAAAUGAAUGGCCAACUGAUUUUAUUUGAUACGACCACCGAUCGUGAACUGAUUACUAAACGAGUUAAUGUGAAAGGUAAGAAAGUAACUACUUGUGAUGACUUUAUGAAGAUUCAGUUGGGUAUCAAGAAUUACCAGCGAAUUCCAAUGGUUUCUAAAAGUGUUUUGUAUCCCAAUACUAUUGAUGCUAUUAUGUCGGUGGUAAUCAAUCGUAACUCAGCUCCACUUGUCUUCCAGGCUAGUGGAUUUGGUGGACGAGCUUGUACUGCUCGUACUCUAGCUAUUGUUAUUGAAACAGUUCAAGCUCAAGUUAAGUCGGCCACAUCAAGUAAUCUUGAAUUUGCUCCAUCUCGGCCUAUUCCUAUUAAAGCUGUUGAGGCCUUAAUUCGUAUCUUGCCUAAUGGAGCUCUAGCUGAAAAUCUGGUUCGGUUUGCCUAUAGUAAGGCUGGCCAGAAAGAUAUUUACGCUAUUCUUGGUGAACCGGACUCAGAUCCUCAACCUUACCUCUCCAAUCACUUCCUAAUGAUUACAAUGGCUUCGUUUAUUCUUCUUAAUUUAGGCCCUACUCUUUCUUUCCGUGAAUGGCUUAACCAACGGCAAGAUAUCAUGAACCUUUUUAAUCUCUUGAAAACAGAUCGGCUUAAAACUCCAGAAAUCAAACAUCCACUUAUCAACCGGCCUUGGGGGUGUGUGCUAACUCCGCAUACUAUGCUUAAGAACGAUUUCUUCCCCGGUCUCAAAUCCGAUAAGAUCAAAGAUAGUGAUAAUAUUCCUGGGUGCUACAACUUCCGAAUGGUUCGUUGUGGCGAGAAUGAUGCUAGUAUUGCUAUCGGACUGGCUCAGCCGACCGGUGAGGGUGUUGGUGCCCUGGCUGAUUACUUGAAAAGAGAAGGUCGGCAGCUGCAUUGGUUCUGUUUACGGCAAGAACCUGUUAUUUACUUGAAAGGCCGGCCUUUUGUGCUUCGUACGACUGAUCUUAUUUAUGAGAAUGUUAUCACUGAAGGUAUCACUCGUGAAUGGGUUGAGAAUAUUGAAACCCGAAUGAAGUUCGACUGCUUGGAAGAGUGCCAGAAGAAUGGCUCAGUUAUGGUUCAUGAUGAAGUCUUUGAAAACAGUAAGCCCAAACUAGUACAUGAAGUUAUGCAGAUUCUGCCGGAAGAGGUCCAAACUCUUCAGGAAGUCUUCACUCAUCCCCAUGUUGUCUACUACCGCCUGCCUAUUUCUGACGAGCAAACCCCCUUACCAGAAAUCUACGAUGAACUCUACCAAACUAUUCUGUCUAUCAAAGGGCCUAGUGCGCUUGUCUUUUCCUGCCAGAUGGGUCGAGGCCGAACAACUACUGGUAUAGUCAUAUCACGAUUGAUUGCCUUUGUUCAAAAUCUGAAAGAGAAGACUCCUACUGAACGUGACUCCCUUCUUCAGUACAAGAAGGCCCAAAUUGUGUAUAAGGACAAGUACAUGAUUAUCUCUAAACUACUGCAAGUACUGCCCAAAGGACGGGAGAGUAAAAACAUUGUUGAUGAGAUUAUUAGUCAGUGUGUCCAUGUUCAAAAUAUCUAUGAUGAUAUUGAGCACCAAAAAACAUCGGGUUAUCUUAUUCGUUAUUUCUAUCUGAUCUGUUUUGGGUCUUUCUUACUUGAAAGUUUCGGGACUUCGCUUACCUUCAAGGAGUAUCUUUCUGAACGAAUGGAAAUUGAUGCUAUCGCUAAUGAUAAGGAGUACUUGUUAUCCCAAUAA
Messenger RNA from Nematocida homosporus, 3393 nucleotides. RefSeq lists its product as uncharacterized. The record is from RefSeq and is a predicted model, not a curated record. The transcript has a single exon. Lineage: Eukaryota; Fungi; Microsporidia. The coding region runs from base 1 to 3393 and encodes 1130 amino acids.